AUGUCACAGACCUCUGCAUCAGACUCAUCGACACACGGACACCGACCUCCAGGCUUCGACCUCACAGUCGAACCCAAUCUCUCUCUCUCUCUCUCUCUCUCUCUCUCUAUCUAUCUAUCUAUCUAUCUAUCUAUCUAUCUAUCUAACCUGUACAUUAUCUAUCUAUCUAUCUAUCUAUCUAUCUAUCUAUCUAUCUAUCUUAACCUGUACAUUAUCUAUCUAUCUAUCUAUCUACUUACUGUUCGUAUCUAUCUAUCUAUCUAUCUAUCUAUCUAUCUAUCUAUCUAUCUAUCUAUCUAUCUCAUUCUCUUCAUAUCUAUCUAUCUCAUUCUCUUCAUAUCUAUCUAUCUCAUUCUGUUCAUAUCUAUCUAUCUAUCUAUCUAUCUAUCUCAUUCUGUUCAUAUCUAUCUAUCUAUCUCAUUCUGUUCAUAUCUAUCUAUCUAUCUAUCUAUCUAUCUAUCUAUCUAUCUAUCUAUCUCAUUCUAUUCAUAUCUAUCUAUCUUAUUCUGUUCAUAUCUAUCUAUCUAUCUACCUAUCUAUCUAUCUAUCUCAGACUGGCCCUAUCUACUAUCUCAGGCUAUAAAUCAAUGCUGGGUAGUUCAUAUCAAUGUGUACCAUGGUUGA
This is a messenger RNA of Acanthosepion pharaonis, 624 nucleotides long. NCBI's taxonomy places the organism in Eukaryota, Metazoa, Mollusca, Cephalopoda, Sepiida, Sepiidae. The record is from the annotation of a GenBank genome assembly.